AUGGCGCCUCUGCCCAUCAAGUUCCAGGAGCUCGUCCAGCUCAGCAACGUGGGCGUGGACACUCAGAGCAUCGGUUUCAACUCCUGCACACUCGAGUCCGACUCGUACGUAUGCAUCCGAGAGAAGAAGAGCGAGGCGGCCCAGCCUGAGGUCGUCAUCGUCGAGCUCAAGAAUGGCAACAAUGUGACACGCCGGCCAAUCAAGGCCGACAGUGCUGUCAUGCACUGGAACCGACAAGUCAUUGCCCUCAAGGCCCAGUCGAGGACGCUCCAGAUCUUCGACCUCGAGCAGAAGAAGAAGCUCAAGUCAUGCACAAUGAACGAAGAUGUUCAGUUCUGGAAGUGGAUUAGCGAGACCACCCUCGGUCUUGUCACCACCUCCAGCGUCUUCCACUGGGACGUGUACGAUGCAGGGCAAGACGCUCCCGUCAAAGUCUUCGAGCGUAACGCCAACCUGAACGGUUGCCAGAUCAUCAACUACCGAGUCAACUCCGAUGGCAAGUGGAUGGUUGUCGUUGGCAUCUCAUCGCAGCAAGGCCGCGUGGUCGGCGCCAUGCAGCUGUACUCCAAGGACCGAGGAAUCAGUCAGGCCAUCGAGGGCCAUGCCGCCGCCUUCGGCACUCUGCGAUUGGAGGGCGCCCCCCAAGACACCAAGCUCUUCAGUUUCGCCGUGCGCACCGCCACCGGUGCCAAACUCCAUAUCGUUGAGGUUGACCACCCCGAAUCGAACCCCGUCUUCCAGAAGAAGGCUGUUGAUAUGUUCUUCCCUCCUGAGGCGACGAACGACUUCCCUGUGGCUCUCCAAGUCUCACAGAAGUACGGUGUCAUCUACAUGGUCACCAAGUACGGCUUUAUCCACCUCUACGACCUCGAGACCGCCUCGUGUAUCUUCAUGAACAGAAUCUCGAGCGAAACCAUCUUCACAACCUGCACCGACAACGACUCAUCGGGCAUCGUCGGGAUCAACAGGAAGGGCCAAGUCCUCUUCGUCACCGUUGACGAUACUAAUGUCAUCCCCUACCUGCUCCAGAACCCCGCCAACACCGAGAUGGCCAUCAAGAUGGCUUCAAGAGCUGGUCUCCCCGGCGCCGAUAACCUCUACGCACGACAGUUUGAACAGCUCUUCAACUCGGGUAGCUACCUGGAGGCUGCAAAGAUCGCCGCCAACUCUCCCCGAGGCUUCUUGCGAACCGCCGAGACGAUCGAGAAGUUCAAGCGCCUGCCUGCCCAACCUGGCCAGAUGGCGUUUACCCUGCAAUACUUCGGAAUGCUCCUCGACAAGGGUGCACUGAACACGCAUGAGACUCUCGAGUUGGCGCAGCCCGUUCUUCAGCAGAAUCGAAAGCACCUGCUCGAGAAGUGGCUCAAGGAGGGCAAGCUGGAUUGCUCUGAGCAACUCGGUGAUUUGGUCCGCCCCUAUGAUGUCAACAUGGCCCUCACCAUCUACCUGAAGGCCAAUGUUCCUCAGAAGGUUGUUGCUGGCUUUGCUGAGACUGGGCAAUUCGACAAGAUCCUUCCCUACUCGGCCCAGGCUGGUUACCAACCCGACUACAUUCAGCUCCUGCAGCACAUUAUCCGUGUCAACCCCGAGAAGGGUGCGGAGUUCGCUACUGCUCUCGCUAAUAGCGAGCAGGGUCCUCUGGUUGACUUUGAGCGCGUUUGUGACAUCUUCCAAGCCCAAGGCAUGGUCCAGCAGGCUACCGCCUUCCUGCUUGACGCCCUGAAGGAGAACAAGCCUGAGCACGCCCGCCUUCAGACCCGUCUCCUGGAGAUGAACCUGAUGCACGCCCCCCAGGUUGCUGAGGCUAUUCUCGGCAACGAGAUGUUCACCCACUUCGACAAGGGUCGCAUUGCCCAGCUUUGCGAGCAGGCUGGUCUGGCCCAGAAGGCCUUGGAGUUGUACGAAGACCCCGAGGCCAUUAAGCGCGUUGUUGUCAACAUCCCAGGCACCACCAACUUCAACCCCGAAUGGUUGACUACCUUCUUCGGCAAGCUGUCUGUCGAGCAGUCUCUUGACUGCCUUGAUGCUAUGAUGAAGAGCAACAUUCGCCAGAACCUGCAGUCCGUUGUCACCAUUGCGACCAAGUACUCCGAGCUCCUCGGCGCUGUUCGUCUGAUUGACCUCUUCGAGAAGUACAAGACUGCUGAGGGUCUCUUCUACUACCUUGGCAGCGUUGUGAAUCUUUCUGAGGAUCCCGAUGUUCAUUUCAAGUACAUCGAAGCUGCCACCAAGAUGGGUCAGUUCAACGAGGUCGAGCGAAUCUGCCGCGAUAGCAACGCGUACAACCCCGAGAAGGUGAAGAACUUCCUGAAGGAGGCUAAGCUGCCCGAGCAACUCCCUCUCAUCAUCGUCUGCGACCGAUUUAACUUUGUCCACGACUUGAUCCUCUUCCUCUACCAAAACCAGCAGUUCCAGGCCAUUGAGUCAUACGUUCAGCGUGUUAACCCAUCUCGAACGCCUGCUGUGAUUGGUGGUCUGCUUGAUGUUGACUGCGAUGAGAACAUCAUCAAGCAGCUCCUCAGCACUGUCAACGCCCAGGAGAUUAGCAUCGAUCAGCUCGUCUCUGAGGUUGAGUCCAGAAACCGCCUCAAGCUCCUCCUGCCCUUCCUCGAGGCUACACUCCAGGCUGGCAACCAGCAGCAGGCUGUGUUUAAUGCUCUUGCCAAGAUCUACAUCGACUCCAACAACAACCCCGAGAAGUUCCUCAAGGAGAACGACCAGUACGAUACCCUGGCUGUGGGUAAGUACUGCGAGAAGCGCGACCCCAACCUCGCCUACAUCGCCUACUCCAAGGGCCAGAAUGACUUGGAGCUCGUCAACAUCACCAACGAGAACUCCAUGUACCGAGCCCAGGCCCGGUACCUCUUGGAGCGUUCUGAUUCAGAGCUGUGGCACUUCGUCCUAAGCGAAAACAACAUCCACCGCCGCUCUGUUGUCGAUCAGGUCACUGCGACCGCUGUGCCCGAGUCCACUGACCCCGCCAAGGUUUCGGUUGCCGUCUCUGCCUUCCUCGAGAAUGAUCUGCCCUUGGAGCUUAUUGAGCUCCUCGAGAAGAUCGUCCUGGAGCCCUCACCCUUCAGUGACAACCAGAACUUGCAGAACCUACUUAUGUUCACUGCCGCCAAGGCCGAUAAGGGUCGUGUUAUGGACUACAUCCACAAGCUCGAGGGGUACAACGCCGACGACAUUGCCACCUCCUGCAUCGAGGUCGGUCUGUUCGAGGAGGCCUUCGAGAUCUACAAGAAGGCUGAUAACAAGUCUGCUGCUGCUGAUGUCCUGAUCGAGAACGUCGUCAGCAUCGAUCGUGCCCAAGCUUAUGCUGAGGAAGUCGACCUUCCCGAGGUGUGGAGCAAGGUUGCCAAGGCCCAGCUUGAUGGUCUCCGCGUCUCCGACGCCAUCGAGUCGUACAUCAAGGCGGAAGAUCCUACCAACUACCUGGAGGUUAUCGAGACUGCCACCCACGCUGGCAAGAACGAGGAUCUCGUCAAGUUCCUUCGCAUGUCCCGUAAGACUCUCCGAGAGCCUGCUAUUGAUACUGGUCUCGCCUUCUGCUUCGCUCGCUUGGACCAGCUCUCCGAGCUCGAGGACUUCCUCCGAGCAACCAACGUUGCUAACAUCGAGGAGUCUGGUGACAAGGCCUAUGAGGAGGGUCUGUACGAGGCGUCUAAGAUCUUCUACACCAGCGUUUCCAACUGGGCGAAGCUUGCUACCACCCUCGUCCACCUCAGUGAUUACCAGGCUGCCGUUGACUGUGCUCGCAAGGCCAACAAUAUCAAGGUGUGGAAGCAGGUCCACGAGGCCUGUGUCGAGAAGAAGGAGUUCCGUCUGGCUCAGAUCUGCGGUCUCAACCUGAUUGUUGAUGCCGAGCAGCUCCAGACCCUCGUCAAGGAGUAUGAGCGCAACGGCUACUUUGAUGAGCUUAUUAGCCUUCUCGAGCAGGGUCUCGGCCUUGAGCGUGCCCACAUGGGUAUGUUCACUGAGCUGGGCAUUGCUCUUGCCAAGUACCACCCUGAUCGUCUCAUGGAGCAUAUCAAGAUCUUCUGGUCCCGAAUGAACAUGCCCAAGAUGAUUCGUGCCUGCGAGGAGGCUAACCUGUGGCCUGAGCUGGUGUUCUGCUACUACCACUACGACGAGUUCGACAACGCGGCCCUUGCCGUUAUCGAGCGACCUGAGAACUCUUGGGACCACCAGCAGUUCAAGGAGAUCGUGGUCAAGGUUGCUAACCUGGAGAUCUACUACCGUGCUAUCAAGUUCUACGUCGAGCAACACCCGUCAUUGCUCACUGACCUGUUGGCGACCCUUACUUCCCGUAUCGACGUCAACCGCGUUGUGAAGAUCUUCCAGAAGAACGAUGACUUGCCUCUCAUCAAGCCCUUCCUUCUCAAUGUCCAGUCGCAGAACAAGCGCAUUGUGAACGAGGCUGUCAACGACCUACUCAUCGAGGAGGAGGAUUACAAGACACUUCGCGAUUCCGUGCAAAACUACGACAACUACGAUGCUGUCGAGCUCGCGGCUCGCCUCGAGAAGCAUGAUUUGAUCUUCUUCCGGCAGAUUGCUGCCAAUAUCUACCGCAAGAACAAGCGCUGGGAGAAGUCGAUUGCCCUGUCUAAGCAGGACAAACUUUACAAGGAUGCCAUUGAGACUUCUGCGUUGUCUGCCAAGAUUGAUGUUGUCAGCGAUCUUCUUCAAUACUUCGUCGAUAUUGGCCACCGUGAAUGCUAUACUGGCAUGCUCUACGCCUGCAACGAGCUCAUUCGCCCUGACCUCGUUCUCGAGCUCUCAUGGCGUAACGGCCUAAUGGACUUCUCCAUGCCUUACAUGAUCAACUUGUUGUGCCAGCAGACCAAGGAGCUUGCUACUCUCAAGGCCGAUAACGAGACGCGCAAGUCCAAGGAGAAGGAGCAGGAGAAGACCGAAGACAACACCCCCAUCCUCGGUGCCUCUCGCCUGAUGAUCACAGCUGGUCCUCCCGGUAGCAGCCCGUCGCCGGGACCAUAUGGGCAGACCAACGGCUUCGCACCGCAGCCCACCGGCUACGGCUACUAG
Molecule: messenger RNA, 5046 nt
Organism: Ilyonectria robusta
Lineage: Eukaryota; Fungi; Ascomycota; Sordariomycetes; Hypocreales; Nectriaceae
Exons: 4
Coding region: 1-5046 (1681 amino acids)
Biological process (GO): Golgi to endosome transport; intracellular protein transport; receptor-mediated endocytosis
Cellular component (GO): actin cortical patch; clathrin coat of trans-Golgi network vesicle; clathrin complex
Molecular function (GO): structural molecule activity; clathrin light chain binding
Source: RefSeq, a predicted model, not a curated record